Molecule: messenger RNA, 5295 nt
Organism: Scylla paramamosain (green mud crab)
Lineage: Eukaryota; Metazoa; Arthropoda; Malacostraca; Decapoda; Portunidae
Product: echinoderm microtubule-associated protein-like 2
Biological process (GO): microtubule cytoskeleton organization
Cellular component (GO): mitotic spindle
Molecular function (GO): microtubule binding
Source: RefSeq, a predicted model, not a curated record
UUAAGAUGAAACAGUAAGAGUGAAAAAAAAAGAAAAACGGAAGAAGAAGAAGAAGAAGAGAAAAGAAAAAAAGAAGAAUAAGUAGACAAUAAACGCAAAAAUGGAAUAAACAAUGUAAAAAAUGAGAAAAAUAGACAAAAAAAGGAAUAGAAUAUGAAAGUGAUAAAACGAUAAAAUAGAGAGAAAACAACAACAACAACAACAACAACAACAACAACAACAACAACCUCUGUGAUGCACCACCUAACACCUUCAAGUAGCAGUAGUGGUGGUGGUGGUGGUGGUGGCAGUAGUAGCAUCAUCAUCAUUAGCAGUAAUAGUAGCGGUGGUGGUGGUGGUGGUGGUGGGGACAUGUAUUAACCAUGGUCCUCACCCCAUCACCCCUUGAUGUGGCCACGCUCCCCACACCCCCCAGCCCCCGCCCUAACCGGCACAGCUUCGCCUUCCAGCAGCGGGGGGCGCGCAAGAUGGUGGGGGGCGCAUCUCCACCCCCCGUCACUAUUUCAAGGGUUCUGGACGCCUGGAAUGAGAUGAUAGAAAAUGAGAACCACAGCCUGCGGGAUCGGGUGGGGGACCUCGAGAAAAAGGUGCACGAACAGAAUGACGAGAUUAUGUGCCUACGGUCUACCCUGGCGGACGUGUUGAGAAGGCUUACCAUAGUUGAGACCUCCAGCAAGUUGGGCGUGGGCGGGGGUCGCGUCACGCCCACUAAGGAGGACAGGGGGACGGUGCGGCUUCGUCACCACCACAAUAGCGGGGGCGGCGAGGGCGGAGGGGCGCGGGAUGUGUCUAAGCGAGCGUCCUCCUACGUUCCCGCCCGCCCCGCCUCCUCCACCGCCAACAUCAGCAGGCGGGGUGCCCACUACCAGUCCACCUCCAGCCUUUACUCCGACGGUCACAGCUCCUCCUCCGUCAGCCCCGCCCCCUCCCCCUCCCCCACCGCGGCCCCCUCCUCCAGCACCCCCCACCACCACCACCACCACCACCACCACCACCUGCCAGCCCGACACAUAUCCACCUCCUCCUCCCCCUUCUCCUCCCCCACCCGCCCCUCUCAGCUGGGCGCCCUCAACAAGCGGUGGGUGUCGACUAGUGACUUCGCCACGCCCAGCCGCGCCGCCACCGCCUACGCCCACUCCCCCACGCCCACUAACACGCUGCUCGCCGCCAGACGGCCCAACAGCGGCUCCCUACACAACCUGUCCGUGCUCAGGGGUAACGCCGCCCCUCAGCCACACGUCACCCCUUUCACCAGGCACGGACCCCGUGAGGCACAGUACAAUGGCGAGGAGGGCGUGGUGAAGCUGUACCUGCGCGGCCGCCCUCUCAAUCUGUAUGUGCCCACCCCACUGAGGGAAACUUACUCCCCUACCGGGCCCUCCCCUGCGCCGCCUGCCAAACUGAAACUGGAGUGGGUUUAUGGUUACAGGGGUCGCGACUGCCGCAACAACGUGUACCAGCUGCCCACGGGGGAGAUCGUGUACUUCGUGGCGGCUGUGGUGGUGCUGUACAAUGUGGAGGAGCAAAUGCAACGCCACUACCUGGGCCACACUGACGACAUCAAGUGCCUGGCCGUUCACCCCAACAAGCUGAUCAUUGCCACGGGACAGACGGCGGGACACGACAGGAGGGAUGCUCGGCCCCACAUUCGUGUCUGGGAUAGUGUCAGUCUCCACACUCUUCAUGUGCUGGGAAUCAGCGACAUUGAGAGGUCCGUGGCCUGUCUGGCGUUCUCCAAGGCUGAUGGCGGCAACCUACUGGUGGCUGUGGACGAGGCCCCGGACCACAACAUGUCUGUGUGGGACUGGUCCAGGGGGGAGAGAGGCUACAAGCUACUGGAGACCAAGUGUUCAGCGGACCAGGUGCUCGCCGUGGACUUUUCCCCAAUGGACCGCAGCACCAUCAUCACCUGUGGCAAGAACCACAUCUCCUUCUGGAGCUACGACAGCGGCAUGUUGGCCAAACGCACUGGUAUUUUUGAGAACCGUGAGAGGCCGAAGUACGUCACCUCCAUUUCCUUCACUGACACUGGAAACGUGAUAUCUGGAGAUUCCAAUGGCAACCUGCUUAUCUGGCAUCGCGGCGGCAACACGGUGGACAAGAUGGUACGGGGUGCCCACGAGGGACCGGUGUUCUCCAUCCUGGUGCAGAAGGACGGCACAAUUAUCACAGGUGGCAAGGACGGCAACAUUGUGGAGUGGGACCGUGACCUGGAGCGCACCGAUGUGAUGCAGGUGCCAGAUCAGUACGGUCCCCCCCGUGUGGUGACCUCCGGCCGUGGAUCCCAGCUGGUGAUCGGCACCAUCCGCAACUGUGUGCUGGAGGGAACCUUCACCUUUGACAUGCGCCCCGUCAUGCAGGGCCACACUGAGGAGUUGUGGGGCCUGGCACCUCACCCCAGCCACCACCAGUUCCUGACUUCUGGCUACGACCGCACCUGCUACCUCUGGGACACCAUGGCGCACACCAUUGUCUGGAGCAAGGACAUUGGGGAGCCGGCCCAGUCUGCAGCCUUCUCCAACAACGGAGAUGUAGUGAUCAUCGGCACCACCAGUGGGCGCUGGCUGGUGAUGGACGCCGAGACCAGAGAGAUGUACUCCCAGCACCAGGACGGCAACGAGCCCAUCCAGGUACUUAAGUUCUCCCCCAACGGUCAGUACCUGGCUGUGGGCUCACGGGACAACCAUAUCUACAUGUACCAGGUGUCAGAGGAUAACCGCAGGUACACCAGGAUGGGCCGCUGCCAGAACAAACCCAGAAAGGCAAGGUAUCAAACUAUGCCUCCAUUGGGUCACUCCAGCUUUGUGACCCACGUGGACUGGUCAACAGAUAGCCAGUUCCUGCAGUCCAACUCUGGGGAUUAUGAACUGCUGUAUUGGAAUGCCGGUCUGUCCCGCCAAAUAGUACAGACCUCCCAGAUGCGUGAUGUGGAGUGGGCCACCAGCUCCUGCACCCUUACCUUCAACACGCUAGGCAUCUGGCCAGAGGGCGCCGACGGGACAGACGUCAACACCUGCACCCGCGCCAACAACAACUCCGUCCUGGUCACUGGUGAUGACUUUGGGAAGGUUAAGGUGUUCAGCAACCCAGCAUGCUUCCAGAAGGCCCGCUGUCUGGAGUACGGUGGACACAGCAGCCACGUGACAGCGGUGAGCUUCAUCCACGACGACUCCCGCCUCAUUUCCACCGGGGGAGACACAGCUGUCAUGCAGUGGGCAGUGACCUCCACCCCGACCAGUUCCUCCUCACAGCACUGAAGGAGACGUGGGGAGGUGCAGAGAGGCCAGGAAGAUCUGCUCUGUGCCCUGGGAAGAGAAGAGUGACAUGGCUGUGUAGAGGUGUCUGUAUCUUCUCUCUGGGACAGUCAAGUGUGGUUGUACAUAGCUGGAUGUUUAGCUGUAGUGGCUAGUUAGUUUCCUACUCAUUUGUUCACUGCUAUAUUUUUUUGACAGAUGGAAUAGAGUAAAUACAUAGCUUUUUCUAUAUAAUGAUGGGAGAGGGGAAUGAGGAUAGAUUUUGAGCGAGUGAGGCUGUUCAUGUAUGUGUGUGUGUGUGUGUGUGUGUGUGAUGCAGGAUAGUGCGAGUUGUGCUUGGAGGUGCAAUAGUGAAGAGCCUCUAAAAAAAAUAAUGAUUCUCCCAAGGUCCUGCCAUUAGUUUAGUCAUUCCUGAGGUUGUGAGGCGAGGCUGGCAGUCCCCGAGUUCACAGGAAGCCUGAUGAGAUCUAGGCUGAUGUAAUGUCUAUUUUUUGUACAUCCCUCACACUCCUCACCACACUCCUCAUUCCCAUCAUCUCCCCCGGUCCUCCUCCUUGCAUUCCCCAGCAGCCAAGGUCUUCCCCGCCCUGGAGGAUGUGUUGCAAUGCUCUGAGGUUCUGGUGCUGGCUGGGAGUCCUGCACCUGUUGCCUGUCUCCUGCACUAAUAACCUGGAACUAAUGGACUCCUGUACCUACAUACACUCGGAGCUGUGGGAUAGACUAAGCCACCACCAGCUCCAUAUCAACACCUCAACACCUCACCCUGACUCCACCACUGCCACCUUCUCAUCAUAUCUCACUAACACACUACCUAGUUUUCAAGCUUAUGCCCUUCACACAGCUCCUCUCCAACCUCAGCCCUUUCGUCCUUUCCUCAUAAUCAUCUGCUUUUUCGCCAUUGUUUCCUUCUCAUAUCUAACACAGUGCCCAGUUUUUAAGCUCCUUGUCUAUAUGUCUUCUCCCACAUGGCCUCUUUUCACCCUCAUACUACCUCAGUCUCUUUUUCCUCCUGUUUACGCUUGACAGUCUGCCUUUCAGCUUCACUACAGUAUCUUAAACAUCCUAUAAUAAUAUCAGCGCAUUUCACCCACAACUGCACUUCCCUUUAGUUAUCUUUACUGUUACCACCUCAUUUCAUACCUUUAUCAUUAACUCAUCCACCUAACCAUAUAUUCUCGUCUCCACUUGCUACCUUUACUUCCACAUCUCUACCACACAUCGUUUUCCUUCCACUCCUGUCUACAUGAUCCAUACGACCUCUCUUCCACUUUCUCCCACCAUAUCCUUUUAAUGCUUAGCCACACAUCUAUCCACACUCCCACCUCUCUUCCACCUGCACACCCAGAUUUGACUCCUCACAUCUUCCUCCCUUCAUCCACACACUGCCCAGGAUAUGAAAAUAAGGACCAUAUUCUGAAGCACUUACAUGCCACACCUCCACUACUUUCAAAAGGCUCUAGUUGAAAUUACAUGGGUUUUUAAGGGUGUUUUUAUGGUUCUAGUGAAAGACUGGUAAGAUUUCUGCAUUAUUAACAGGAGAAAUACUCUUGAGAACCUGGCUGAUCAUCUCUGUGGGCCUUGAAAGUAGUCGUGGUGAGAGAGUAAAGUGAAAUACAACAGAUACAACAAACAGACUUUAGUGUAGUGGAAUGUAGAGGAAGUGUAGUGGAGUGAGUAAUUAGCCUCAGAGUUACCAUUGUUAGGAUGCUGAGGAGUGAUUAACGAACUCAGAAUAUAUAUUUAAAAUGAAAGCAGACAAGCAAACAAAUGGUAUAUAUAUGUAAACAGUGAAUUAAAAAAAAAUGCACAAGCUGUAUUUUUUUGUGUAUUUUUUUGUAGGGAAACGUAAAAAAAAAAACGUAAUAAUUUAGUGCUGUUGCUGUCGAGACUGUUUUUACGGAUUUAUAUUUUUGUGUUUGUUUGUUGUUGCUGUUCUUUAUAUAUAGGGAGAGAAAAUAAAUCUGAUUAGCAUGUAAAUAGUGAGAGGUCUGUUUAACCCAGCAACCAAAGUUUUGAUUAAAUAUAUUACCUGUAACUCUAA